AGCCGCUGGCGGGCGGGCGGGCGCGCGCGGGGUCGCGGGGGGUGCCGCCCAGCUUCGUUAUCCCGGGUCCCCGCGGCGCAGGGCCACGCUCACAGCCCGAGCGGCACCAUGAAGUCGCUAAAGAAGGAAUCCCGCCUCAGAAUCCCUCCAAACAGAUUGUUGGAGGCCGCCGAGAAUAUGAAAGAUAAGAAGCGGGCAAAGGUAACUGAGCAGCUCACGCCCCCCAUUCAGGAAGAACCUGAGCCUGUUAGCAAUGUCCUACAAGGAGAUGACAUCCUUGCCUUGGCCAUCAAGAAGGAAGACUUGAGGAAGCAACACAUUCCUCGCCUUAUUGAAACAGAAGAUAAACCUGUCAUUACCCAGAAGUUUAUCAUCCGUAAACUCAAACCCAAGGAUUCUAGGAAGACGAUCUGCCACCUAGUAGCACAUCCUGCUACUCCAGAUGCAGCCACAAAGCCGCUGGACUACUCUGGUCCAGGUGACAGCUUCCAUGGCAGUGACCAGAUCCUGCCCCACCACAUCCUGGGGAGUCUCGAGGACUUUAAGAGAAUUGCAGUUUCUCGAGGGAACAUCCAGCUGGCUGAGCUGAUACAUACCCCACCCUCUCUGAUGACCCUCAUCUCAGCUAAAGACGAGCCGAAGCAGAAAGCCCCCAAAGAAAAGAAGGCACAUCUCUGGGCGCCCCCUCCUCAGCACAACUUUCUGAAAAACUGGCAGCGCAACAUAGCCCUGAGAAGGAAGCAGCAGGAAGCGCUCAGCGAACGCCUGAAGAAGCCAGUGGGCGAGCUGCUGAUGCACACUGGGGAGACCUAUAGACAGAUCCAGGAGGAGCGAGAGCUCAUUAACCGAUUGCUACCAACACAACAUGAUGGGAAGGGCCAUCAGGAGACCAGUGGGUUCUGGAGUCCACUGGAGUACCUGGGAGAUGACAUGACGGGUCUGGUAAUGACGAAGACAAAAACUCAGCGUGGCCUCAUGGAACCAGUCAUGCACAUCAGGAAGCCCCAGUCCAUCCAGGCAGAGAUGGGAUUGCCGGCUCAGAAGAAUACCUGGUACCGCUACACCUGGGAUCGGAGUCUGUUUCUCAUCUACCGACGCAAGGAGCUGCAGAGCCUCAUGGCAGAGCUGAAUUUCAGCCAGCAGGAUAUUGAUGGCCUGGAGGUAGUGGGCAGAGGGCAGCCUUUCUCGACUGUUACAGUGGAAGACUAUCCAGUGUUUGAAAGGAGCCAGGAAAGCUCCUCUGAAGACACAGUGCCCCUAGACGACUUAGCCAGUUACCCUGAUGUGGUCCCCAUGCCUAUUCUCGGCCCCUCUCUGCUGUUCUGUGGGAAGCCAGCGUGCUGGGUCAGAGGCAGGAACCCACAAGACAAGAAGCAUGUCGGAAUUGCUGUCCGCAUGACCUUUGAAACUCUAGAAGGGGAGAAAACAUCUUCGGAACUAACUGUGGUCAAUAAUGGCACUGUGGCCAUUUGGUACGACUGGCGGCGGUGGUCCCAGCCAAACUCUUUCCAAGACCUGAAGAGAAAGAGGAUGCAGCGGUUUUACUUUGACAAUCGGGAAGGUGUGAUUCUGCCUGGAGAAACUAAAAACUUCACCUUCUUCUUCAAGUCUCUGAACGCCGGGAUCUUCAGGGAAUGUUGGGAGUUUGGAACCCACCCCACUCUGUUGGGAGGUGCUCUUCUGCAGGUCAAUCUCCACGCCGUCUCCCUGGCCCAGGACAUUUUUAAGGAUGAGAGGAAGUCACUGGAGGACAAGCUGGCUGCCCAUGAAGCAGUCACCAUCGUGGAGAGCGUGUUGCAGGAGCUGCUGAGGGGGAUCCAGACCCCGGAGCGUGCGCAGUCACCUGUGGACACCUAUCUCACUGAGGAGGACUUGUUCUCCCAUAGGAAUCCUCGGCUGCACUACCAGCACCAAGUGGUACAAAACCUGCACCAGCUGUGGCGCCAGUACAUGAUCUCGCCUUCCAAGGCCAAGGAGGCCAGGAGCGAGGAGGAGCACCUCAGCCCCAAGGCCCGGGCUGCCAUGGCCCAGUCAGCCUAUUUGGAGAAGCCCUCACUGAAUGUCGAGUCUUCAGUGAACUUUAAGACCCCAGUCUUGGAAUCCCAACAGCCCUGGCAGGAGGACUCCCGAGAUUUUUUCAGGUCCCAGAAGACCGGACUGGAGGCCAGGAAUUUUCCACGGAAGAGCAUCAUGGAGGAGCUCCUGGUAGAGGGGAGCCCAGACCUGGAGAGCGCCAAGAGCCCGUGGGAGCUGGAUGGCUUUCCCCGAGUUGAGUGGAACCUCUGCUUGGAGGACUUCAGAAAGGUGGUGAUGGCACUCCCUGAGGAGAACCAGAGAGAAGAUGCCCUAAUCGGGCUCAACAAAGCAGCCCUGGAGCUGUGCCAGGAACAGAGGCCGCUGCAGUCUGACUUCUUGUACCAGAUGUGUUUGCAGCUGUGGCGGGAUGUGAUUGACAGCCUGGUGAGCCAUUCCCUGUGGCUGAGGGCUCUGCUGGGCCUGCCUGAGAAGGAGACCACCUAUUUGGACGUACCAGAUGAGCAAGAUUGGAAAUCACCUCCUGUCAUGGAGGUGAAGGUGGCUGCCGGGAGAGUUGGGAAGGAGGACCGGAAAGCAGCAGCCCAGGAAAAGAAGCAGUUGGGAAUCAAAGACAAAGAGGAUAAAAAAGGAGCCAAGCUGCCGGGGAAAGAGGACCGGUUAAACAGCAAGAAGCACAAGGCAAAGGAUGACAAGAAACCGAUAAAAUCUUUAAGUCGGGACAGGUUUUCCUUGGAAGACCCUGCCCCUGACAGCACCACCCAUUCUCAUGAGCCCAUCGAUCCCCUGGUCAUGGAGAAAUACACCCAGAGGCUGCACACCGAGGUCUACGGGCUGCUGGACACCCUGGUGACCGACCUGAUGAUCCUGGCUGACGAGCUCAGCCCCAUGAAGAAUGUCGGGGAGCUUUUCCUCUGUGAACCUGACCCGUGUGCCCGAGCGGCCUUCUGUGAAACUGGUUAACAAACAAAUCAAUAAAGAACUUUUAUCUUCCUACCACUUCUGUUAUGCCUCCAUGUCUUGAAUGUCAAAUCUUGAUGAGGUCCUCGCGUGUCCCACCUGCCCUCAGCUUCCUCUCCUCCCAGUUCCUGGAGCCGUCUAACAGGAGGAGAGAGAAACGCAGCUGGGAGGUGAUGUGUGGGAUGAUGAUUGGAAGAGCAAGUUGGUAGCAGGACAAGGUAUGAAUCAGGUGAUGGGACAGACAGCGUCACCCCUUGUGGUCCCUGCCUCUGACCUUCCUUGGCC
Messenger RNA from Equus quagga, 3279 nucleotides. It is a transcript of the gene MYCBPAP, whose product is annotated as MYCBP associated protein. The record is from RefSeq and is a predicted model, not a curated record. Gene Ontology annotation, molecular function: phospholipid binding; clathrin binding. The transcript has 19 exons. Bases 109 to 2997 code for a protein of 962 amino acids. Gene Ontology annotation, cellular component: plasma membrane; clathrin vesicle coat; endosome. Gene Ontology annotation, biological process: endocytosis. Lineage: Eukaryota; Metazoa; Chordata; Mammalia; Perissodactyla; Equidae.